Messenger RNA from Diabrotica balteata, 5185 nucleotides. The record is from the annotation of a GenBank genome assembly. NCBI's taxonomy places the organism in Eukaryota, Metazoa, Arthropoda, Insecta, Coleoptera, Chrysomelidae.
GCUUUGUUUUAUAUUAAAAUACUGUCAAUGACAUAAUUUGUCAAAGUAUAAUUUAUUCACAAUUUUAAGAACAUUUAUAUAAAACAGAAUGGAUCAAACGGAGGAAGAUAUUUGCCCACGCCAUACGUGUAUGUUUAUGACAUUACUUCCAUUCUUUUUGGAUUUGCCCAUAGAACAGACUGAAGUUUCUAUACCCCCAUCUCGAUUACUAAUUGAACUGCAAAUGCCCUUACAAGAUCGAAUAGAUCAACUUUGCAAACCUACGAGGAAACGUAGAGUUCGUACUGAUGUCAAUACAUUUGCCAGAACGCCAGAUAUAAUGGUGUUCCAGAAUUUCGAUCAAUUUAAACAAUAUAAAACUACGAUUACCUUUUUAAAUAGAAAAUCGACUUCGAGAAAUUUGAAGAUUUCUGGCAUAAAUUCUCCAUAUUUUGAUGUCGUUCAACCAGGUUUAGAAUGUGAUUUUAUAAAAGUGGCUCCUGGUGUGAACUUUGUCAUCACUAUUAUAUUUAAACCAACGGAUAUAAGAGAUUAUUUUACAGAGCUGGUUUGUACUACAAACGAAGAAACCUUCAUUUUUCCUGUUUAUGCUAUUGGUCAUCGUCCGUUGUUGCAUUUGCCAGAUGAGAUACAUAUAAAUCCCACUGCCUUGAAGGUAACUUCAGAGAAAAGUAUAUUACUACAUAAUUAUGGUAAAAUAAAAGCGUUUUACGUGACAUCAAUAAGUGAACCAUUUACAGUUGUACCAGCUAAAGGUUGUUUAGAACCAAAUGAAGUUGUAGAAUUAGACAUCCAAUGUACUCCCACGACAAAUACAAAUUUUAUAAGAAAUGACUUGAUUAUACAUUGCGAUGAUCUAGAGGUUAAAGUUCCUGUUACUUGUAUGCUGCAACCUGCUGAGGUCUACUUCAUACAAAAAUCAGUAGAAUUUUUAGAAAUUUUCGUGGGAUUACAAUAUAAUAAAACGAUAACUCUCUGCAAUAAGAGUCCCUUUACAUUACAAUUUCAGUGGAAAAAAUAUGCAACGGACCUGCAAGAAAUAGAACAAAGACAACGGUUUGUGGGCUAUGUGAAGCACAUCGUCGAUAUGGAAAAGAGAAAAUCUAAUAAAUUAGAAUAUAUGGACACUAUUGAUCACGAAGGCCAUAACAUAUGCACCAGAAAAUUUGAGAAUAACUUAGAAGAAGAAAUUGAGUUUUUGUACAAAAGUGAAGUAUUCAGUAUACUUCCUAUGACGGGAAAAUUAUUUCCCCAUCAAUCUAUGGACUUUAUGGUAAUAUUCUUUCCCACUGCAAACGAAGUUUACCUGAGUACUGCUUAUCUAGACAUAACUGGAAGGUCUGAAAGACUAGCAGUAAAUCUAUCCGGUAUAGGAAAAGGUCCCAGCGUCAUUUUCAACGUGACCAAAUUGGAUAUAGGUUCAAUUUUUCUGGAGGUAACUCACGAGUAUCAGGUUGUGGUAAAAAAUGAUGGUUGUAUCCCGGCUACGGUAGUUUUUAAACCCAAAGAGACAGAAUUUGGCGGAAAAAUUACAUGCUCACCUCCAUUUCAACAUCUAAGCAAAAUUGACUCAUGUAGAUCGUUUGUUAUUAAAUUCUCUUCUACAUAUCAAGGACAAUUUGUCGAAAAGGUGGAAUUUGAGAUAAGAGAAUCUAAAGAAAUUAUUAAUUUUUUAUUAGUAGGUAACGUCGUAUGUCCAGUUUUAAGAACAAAUAUCCCAAUGUUAGAUUUUGGAGAGUUAUCUUAUGGAAAUGUACAAACCAUGGAAAUACAAUUGUUUAACGAUUCACAAGUUCCAAUAGAUUAUAACAUUUCUAUAUCGAAUAGAGCCUGCAAUACAGAUAAUACCUGUGAGUUUGACAUUGAGCCACGAUCAGGAAUUGUGGAAGCUUAUGGCGUAAAAACUGUCAAGAUAAAGCUAACUGCUAAUUUACUAGAUGAAAUUGGGGAACGAAUGAUUGUAAUGAUGUACGGGUCCGAAAUGUAUCAGCUGGCAGUACCAAUGAAGUACAAAUGUGGGGUACCAGAAGUAACAACCGACCCAAGUGAGAUUCUCAUAAAUUUCUGCUUUAUAAAUUAUGAAUAUACCAGAGUAAUCAAAUUUAUAAAUGAUACUAACCUGUGUGGACAUUUGUUCUAUACACCUUUGUCGGACCCGCUAGGCAUGAAAGUUUCUCUUGACAAAACCGAUUUUAUGAUAUGUCCAGGCGAUAUAGUAGAACUGACCUUAACAAUUUGUACAUACGUUCCUGGUUUACAUGAAUAUCCUUUAAUGUUUACAAUGAGCGGUGAAGAUAAACCGAAAAUGAUGUGCAAAAUCAAAUGUAACGGUCAAGGGCCAGUAGUAUCGUACAUUCCAGACGAACUGAACUUUGGAAACGUAACUUUACUUACGACCAAAAUUAAGAAAUUAAGACUUUUAAAUGAUUCACCAAUUCCGGCCGUAAUAAAAAUAAAAAUAGAACCACCAGGAGCGAUUAAAUUAUCCCAUUAUAAUUUUGAAAUACCACCAGAGGAUGAACAGAUCAUUGAAACUGAAAUGUAUUUAAAAGAUAAUGUAAAAAUUGCAAGCCAGCUUCUAUUAAACAUUGAACAUGGUGAGCAACUGUCGGUAAACAUAUUUGCUGAAGGAGUUGGAUACUCAAUUCUAUGCGAGCCCAUCCUGCAGCCAGAAUAUAGCUUUGGCGCUCAAUUAACUCACAGAGUUGCUAAAAUUCUCAUUAAUUUAACAAAUCUUGGAAGAAAGUACUAUCGGUUAUUCUGGACUCAGAAACCAUUAGUAAAAACAUUUAAAGAACUAGAAGAUUUAGAAAAAUUAAUCGAUAAAAAAUCUGUGUUUGAAAUCAAGCCGAACUAUUUAGAACUAGCAUACAAUCAAUCCAAUUUUAUAGAAAUCUCCUGUUUAUCAAAAAAACCGACAGUAGUAGAAGAGGUAUUCUAUUGUUAUGCACAGCUUGACAAGACGGUCAGAGUACACACUGUUUUUACAGUUUUGUUUCAAGUAAAAUUCGUAGAACCUAAUUUGAAAUUUACUACGAAAAAUCUAAACUUUUUAGAGAUGCAUAUUCCUAAUAUUUCCAAGGAAUCUCUAUGUUGUUUAACAUACAACGAAGAAGGAGACUUAAAUAUCGAUAAACCAAAUCUAGACCACAAAUCUGUGAUGAGCGGUGAAGUAACCGUGACAAAUGAAUCCGAAAUCCCACUUCAUUUACGUAUACACGCUAGCUCAGAAUUUUUCAUAAUGGACGAAGAUGAACCUAUGAAAUGCAUAGAAUAUACUUUGGACAUUGAGGAAAAUCUAAAUAUUGUUGUCUCUUUUCGACCCGUUGUAGAGGAUAAGGUUUAUAGAAAGCAUUGCGGUAAAUUAACGAUAACCAUCGAAGAUUACCCCCAUCCCGAAAUUCUUUCAUUAAUAGAAGAAGUAUGUUUUCCAACAAUAAAAUUUGAGCCAGAGAAGCUUGAUUUUGGUUGCAUACCAAUUGAUUCCUCUACAUGUCGGUAUGUGGUUUUGGAAAACAUAACUUUUUUACCAGUAGAUUUUACGUGGGAGAUAGAUAUGGACAGUUUUCUAAUAACAAAGUUGGAGGAAUCUGAAGCAGCAGCAGAAUCUAGUCCAUUUUUACCAAAGAAUAAGACCCCACCUAGUGCGGAAAAUCGGAAAACAAUAUACAAUUCUUUUAAACCUACACUGGAUUCGGAGCAAAUUAAACCAGUUCAAAGCAAAAGUAUGAAGAUAUUUUCAGAAGACACAACAGUACAAGUCCAAUCUAAAAAAAGUUUUGCUAGUCAAGAAUCCUCUUUACAACAUUCGUCUUAUUCUCAGCUCGAUAAAGUUGAAGAAAGGGCGAAAAAUAUUUUACAAGAAGUAUUUUGUGCCAAAUAUGAUGAGGAAUAUAUAGAGUUUUGGAAAGAAAAGAAAUAUAUGCCCGUAGCGCCAGAUUCUUUAAACCUUCGCGACAUUAUUACCAUAGAACCAUGGAAAGGAUGCUUGAGACCUUAUGAACAUGGACUAAUUAGUAUAUACUUUUCACCACCACCAAAUUUAUUUUGUGAAAUACUGGAAGAGUCUCUGAUAUUAACCAACACUGGACAUUACGAUUUUUGUUUUCAAGUUGACUGUGAUAGCCUGGAAAUUUUUCAAGACAAAAAGUUAAAAUCCAAAUGGCUGAACAUAUACCCAGAUAAGGGCUAUUUGGAAGCCGGAAAGGAGAUCCCUAUUACGAUAAGGUACUUUCCCGGCAUUGUAGGAAAUAUAAAUGAAUUAAUAUUGUUUGAGGAUUCUUAUCCAUCUACUGUUGAAAUAGAUUUAGCUAUAGAGAGGAUGUUUAUUAACGAUUAUCUGCAAAACAACUAUAAUCGGCUUCGAUACCAUUGUGUCACCCGAAAGUAUAAACUAAUUCCUAAUUUCAAAGUACCACAUUACAAACUUGAUUUUGGCCAUGUUGUUGUUGAUAGACCAGUGUGUUUUACUGUUCUCAUUAUUAAUUAUGGUCCAGAACCAACUACAGUACACAAAAUGAAGUCAAACUUAUCAUCUCUCUCAAAUAAUCAGAUGUUCGUCGAAUAUAAAAACAAAACACUAGGAGUAGGAGAAAUUGGUGAACUGUAUGUGGUAUUUAAACCAAGAAAAGAGUAUAAAAUUUUUGACGAUCGUUUUGUUCAGGAUUAUUUAUUUUUGGGAGUAAAUCAUGGAGCUAUGAUACCGAUCAUAAUCACUGCUACGAUAUCGUUGCCCAGAUUUAGGUUUCAUAAAAAGUGUAUGGAUUUUGGAGCCGUAAAGGUUGGAAAUGUCUUGAAGAAAUCCGUAGUAAUAGAGAAUCUUGGUUAUUUGACAUGUAAAUGGAAUGCAGAUGUUCAUAGCACAAAUACUAUGAAAAACGCGUUUUAUGUUAUUCCACAACAGGGUCAAUUAAUCGAAAUGGACAAAGGACUGAUGGAUAUCUUUUUCAUGCCGAUAAAAAAUGGAUGCUACAUAUCCGAGGUGGAAGUAUACAUCGAAGGUAGUAUCACUCGUUAUGUGCUUGAACUUAUCGGCCACGGAAUGAUCCCAAAUUUGGCGAUACAAGAAAAACAAAUGAAAUUUGAAUCUUCUGUGCCCUAUGCAGAGCGCAUUGUAAAGCCUCUAUUAAUUCAGAAUGUAUCAACAUUUCCAAUUGAGUACUCCUUUUCUGAUUUUGAUGAGUAA